Messenger RNA from Thamnophis elegans (Western terrestrial garter snake), 3515 nucleotides. It is a transcript of the gene IFT57, whose product is annotated as intraflagellar transport 57. Gene Ontology annotation, biological process: intraciliary transport; non-motile cilium assembly. Gene Ontology annotation, cellular component: Golgi apparatus; intraciliary transport particle B; cilium. The record is from RefSeq and is a predicted model, not a curated record. NCBI's taxonomy places the organism in Eukaryota, Metazoa, Chordata, Lepidosauria, Squamata, Natricidae.
CUUGGAAGCGGGCAGCUGCAAUUGAGAGGUGUCAUGGCGGCCGCCGACGAAGGGGACGCGACCGAAGCGGCGGUGGUGGAGCGCGGGCCGGGAGCGCUUUAUCACAUGUUUGUCAUGAUGGAGGAUCUGCUGGAGAAGUUGAAGCUACUCAACUGCGAGGAAGACGCCGCGUUGCGGAGCCAUAACAUGAGGCCGCCUUCCCGGCAUUAUUUUGCAUUGCCUAUUAACCCAGGCGAACAGUUCUACAUGUUUUGUACUCUUGCUGCUUGGCUAAUUAAUAAGGCAGGGCAUCUUGAACAACCACAGGAAUAUGAUGAUCCAAAUGCAUCAAUAUCUAACAUAUUAGCAGAGCUGCGGUCCUUUGGAAGAACUGUAGAUUUUCCUCCCUCAAAGUUAAAGUCCGGUUAUGGAGAACAAGCUUGCUACGUUCUUGAUUGUUUGGCAGAAGAAGCCUUGAAAUACACAUCUUUUAGCUGGAAAAGGCCUACAUAUCCAACUGAGGAGCUAGAAGAAGAAGCAAUAACAGAAGAUGAUGCUGAAUUAACGCUUAAUAAAAUAGAAGAAAUAAUUGCGGAAGAAGAGACAGACAAUGAGGAAAAUUAUAUUGAUCUCAAUGUUUUAAAGGCACAAACUUACAAAUCAGACAUGCUUGAGUCUAAACAGGAAGAGAUUUUAGAAUCUAAAGUAGAUGCAGCUGAGUGGAACCUUGAAGUGGAACGUGUUCUUCCUCAGUUGAAAGUCACAAUCAAAACAGAUAAUAAGAAUAAACCUGCUGCAAUUGAUGAACACAAAGAUCUACUGAAAGCUGUGCAGAGAUUGGAGAUCCACGUGGAUCAAAUGCAUCAGCACCAAGAUGGAAUUGAAUCAGCUUUAAAAGAUACCCGUGUAAGGCUAUCUGACAAGCUUCAUAAUGAAAUCAGCAGAACUCUGGAAAAGGUUAGCAGUAGAGAAAAGUAUAUUAACAAUCAGCUGGAGCUGGUUCAAGAAUAUCGUUUCUGCACAGGCACUUUGAGUGAGGCUAAAGAGAAAUAUCAGCAAGGAAGUGGUGGUGUGACAGAGAGGACAAGAAUUCUGUCUGAGAUUACUGAAGAAUUAGAGAAAGUAAAACAAGAAAUGGAAGAAAAGGGAAGCAGUAUGACUGAUGGAGCUCCAUUAGUGAAGAUAAAACAGGCUUUAACCAAACUGAAGCAAGAAACCAUUCAGAUGGACAUACGAAUUGGCGUAGUGGAACACACAUUACUUCAAUCAAAGUUGAAAGAAAAAUCAAAUAUGACUAGAGACAUGCAUGCAACUAUAAUUCCAGAUUCUUCAAUUGUUGGUACUUACUAAUUUUUAAAAUAAAUGCUAUGCUAAUAAAAUUUUGUACAUAAUAUAUUUUUGCAUUUAUGUAUGUCAUGCUGCAAAUCUAUUGCUGUGUAUAUAAACAAAAAGAUUUAUGUUUUACAAUCAAGACCUACUGUGUGUGUGUUUUUGUAUGUAUGUGUGUCUGGACAUGUGGAGAGAAAAUACUUUAACAAGUAUAUAGUAUAUUAAAAGUUUUGGAUUGCAUUGCAUUGAAAUGAAAAACUAUUCAAAAGCAAAAUCCUAUACAAAAAUAAAUUAUUGCAAAACAUCUAACUGUAAAAACCAGCAAGUUUGCCUUCCUUUUUCUAAGACAAUGAGCCAUCACAACUUUAUGGACUAGAUCAGGUUCUGUCUCAUCCAGUUUGUACUUUGCUGUUUUUGAGCUAGGAAAUUACUAGAAAACUGAUUUUGCUCAAGAACUACCUAGUUUGGUUAAUUGCAUUAUAGUCUAUGUCUAUAUUCUGUAAUGGAUUCUAACCUAAUCAUAUACUAGAUUUUAGAUCAGAGCUUGAUUGUUUUCUUGAGGAUAUUUAUUGCCAAACUAAAUAACAUCAGUGCUAGUAGGGUGUAGGUUUUGCAUUAUUUUUAUAUACUAGUGACUUCUCAGUAUUGGUGGGAGUGGUCUUGAUGGUCACUUGGUGGCCCUAGUAUAUAUCUGUAGAUCUCAGUGCAAGCUCCAUCCCAAUAGACAGGUUAUUUUGUUUUGUGUUUUCUUUUGUUUUCUUUUGUUAGAAUUGCUAGUCCUAUGAGGGGAAAACCAUCUGGCCAGAUCAGGGGUAUCAAACUUGUAGCCUGUGCACUGGAUGUGUCAUAUGCUGGCCAUACCCAUGCCGGUUUAGCAAUGGGGGGGAAGUUGCAAUAUGUCAUGUGACGACGAUGUGUUGGCAUGAGUUUGACACCCCUGGGCUAGAUGAUAUAGUAUAGGAGGUUUGCAAGAUGAAACAGAUGAGCAUGUGGAAUCCCGAGUUGUGUCUCAUAAGUGGAGAAUGAUUGUUGAUUGUUUUUUCUGCCAACUAGUAACUCAAAGAGAAAAGAAGUUGAAGAAUCGACCAAUUAGUGCCUUGAAGCUGUCCUUCAUUAAACCUGUAAGGACACAAUCUGUAAUCUCAGUAACUGAUGGCCUUUAAAUCAGCUAUGGUGGCAGUAAAAAUGACAUCAACAUACUUUUUUGUUGACUCAAACUUGGGGGAAAUUUCUAUUUACACAACCAUAGGGAAGUACAUCUGGUAAUCAAGCAAUAAUUAAAAUACUCAGUAUUGCUAUCACCUCUCCACCCCCAUUCUUCUUUUUUAGAUGUGUUUCUUCAAUACCAUAUUUGUACAUUACUUUAUCUUUUCAUUGGCUAAUUUGAAAGUUCCCCUAGUCACAAAGGUUUGUAAGAAUAGAUAAGUAGUCAUUCUGGGAGUGGAGGAGUGCUAUCAUUCCACGAUUUUUGGUUUGUUUCUUAUUAGCUUCUCCAAACCAGCUAUCUGGUCUCAAGAAAGUAAACUUUUCUCUGAGACUCAAGAGUUUAGUAGGAUGCAGGUCUAUAAGAGCAGAUCUUGAAACAUGGAUAUAGAAGAAAAGAAAAGAAAGGAACUAGACUGGAAGUAGGACAGCUGCAGGAAGAGAAAGUAUUGGUGUUAUAGGUAAAACUAUUAAGACAAUUGAAACGAUAUAAAGAAAGAACAAUGUGGAAGCUGCUUGGAACAGAAUAAAAAUGUGUUCACAUGUAUUCACACAUGAGCCAUGAAAAGAACUUCUGUGAAUGAUAAAGUGAAAGAGGAAAUCAAUGGAUGAAAAAAAUAUAAGAGGAUGGUGGCUGGAAAAAUGUGGGUGAAAUAGAUUGCACAAUGUAUUUUAAGAGAGAAAAUAGAGAUUAACAGAGGUCAACAAGGAGACUCCAGCAGAGAAAUUGCAAUUAAAAAAAAUGAUUUAGAAUAAAACUGAAAUUUGAAAAUACUUCAAGAAGUAUUUUAGAAAUUUGUCCUGUAGGGAUGAUGAUGUUAAGCUAAAGAGUGGAACUGAAAUGUACGUGUGAGUAUCCAAGGAAAAAGGGAAAUCAUAAAUGCUGUAGGUAUGUUGAAAAAUAGUAAGGAAGCAGGUAUAAUUAUAUAAUUGUAUAUGCAAUUCUUUUAGCAUGUGUAUGAAAAUUGUAAGUGUGAUAAUUGGAAGACUGCCUUUAUUUUUCC